This is a messenger RNA of Daldinia caldariorum, 915 nucleotides long. Its product is annotated as hinge domain of cleavage stimulation factor subunit 2-domain-containing protein. The record is from RefSeq and is a predicted model, not a curated record. Lineage: Eukaryota; Fungi; Ascomycota; Sordariomycetes; Xylariales; Hypoxylaceae. Gene Ontology annotation, molecular function: mRNA binding. The coding region runs from base 1 to 915 and encodes 304 amino acids. The transcript has 2 exons. Gene Ontology annotation, cellular component: mRNA cleavage and polyadenylation specificity factor complex. Gene Ontology annotation, biological process: mRNA 3'-end processing.
AUGUCGACGAAACAGCCGUCGCGUGUCGUCUUCGUCGGAAACAUUCCCUAUGGAUUAUCGGAAGAGCAGAUCACGGAUAUCUUCAGCACCGCUGGUAAAGUCCUGAAUUUCCGCCUCGUCUACGAUCGGGAUACAGGGCGUCCUAAGGGCUUCGGAUUUGCGGAAUAUCCCGAUGCAGACUCGGCAGCCUCAGCAGUUCGAAACCUGAACGACUACGAGAUCAUGGGCCGGAAGCUCCGUGUAGACUAUAGCACGGAAGGUCGGGUCGACGGUGAUGACUCUAACAGCGCAUCCACCACUACUGGCCAACCCGCGAAUGGCGCUUCGUAUAUCGUUCCUCAACCUGCUCCCACGGGCUCAAUACUUUCUCUGCCUCCAGGAAAAGAACUGCCUGCUGGAGUGAGCGCCACUGAUGCUAUCUCGAGAACUCUCAACACUCUGCCCCCUAGUCAGCUUCUCGAUAUCCUUUCUCAGAUGAAGUCGCUUGCGACGACAGACCCGAACCGCGCGACGGAACUAUUACAGCAGGCGCCACAGCUAUCUUACGCUAUCUUUCAAGCUCUGUUGUUGAUGGGUCUCGUAUCUCCCGAAGCUAUACAUUCCGUUGUCGAUUCUUCGGCUGCACCGCCUCCGGUUCAGCAGCCAGUACCUGGCUUUCCUCCCGCAUAUACGGGUGCUACGACGGUCACUCCUCCAGUUGCAGUAGCCUAUGCGCCGCCCGCAUCAGUAGCGGCUCCUCAGGCUGCUUAUGCGCCUCCCGCAGCUAGCGCACCUGUAGCCGCGGCGCCGCAAGACACGGAAGCCCUGAUGCAGGCGGUGAUGAACUUAUCGCAGGAGAUGAUCGAUCAGCUCCCGGAGACGGAACGCCAGCAGAUCCUAGCUCUAAGAGCUGGCAUGAUGGCCCAAAGACGUUAG